This is a messenger RNA of Carcharodon carcharias (great white shark), 1349 nucleotides long. RefSeq names its product ecto-ADP-ribosyltransferase 5-like. Gene Ontology annotation, molecular function: NAD+-protein-arginine ADP-ribosyltransferase activity; NAD+ poly-ADP-ribosyltransferase activity. The record is from RefSeq and is a predicted model, not a curated record. NCBI's taxonomy places the organism in Eukaryota, Metazoa, Chordata, Chondrichthyes, Lamniformes, Lamnidae. The transcript is spliced from 3 exons. Bases 1 to 1134 code for a protein of 377 amino acids.
AUGGCUUUGGAAGUUGCUAAACCUUUUUUACAGAUGGAAAAUCUAACUCUGACUGGUUUACAGAAAUUAACCAAGAGUAAGCUAAUGGAAUUGACAGAUAAAUUGGAGUUCGAAUUACCCGAAGAGUCCAAACUGAACUCAGAAAAAAAAGUGGAAGUCCCAAAACAACUGAAAGUUUGCUGGUAUCACAGAAUCCACCAGUCGAGGGCAAAUGCUUUUUUCCAGCGUCCACAGCAUCACCUGUGCCAAGUUUCAGAAAAAGAUGAUAACAUCGAAAUGGAUAUGGCAGUAAGCUCAGCUGAUUACUAUUUCUCUCAUAGCCCGGAAUCAGACAAGAUAGCAAUAGACUAUGCUAAGGUGGAGCGCAAGAAUAAUGCAACGUACUAUAAUGAGGCUUGGCUCCGAGCCUAUCAUGAAUGGCAGCAAAGAAAAAUCGAGCUCAAGGUACCAGAUGGUCUUCUGGAAGAGCAUGUCAUCGCAAUUCUGUGCUACACCUUAGACCGACCACCCCUAUACAGAUAUUUCAAUAAAGCUAUUAGAAACUAUGGUACAAAUGAUGAAAUAUAUUCAAAAUGUUUCCACUACAAAAGUCUGCACUAUCUUCUGUCAGUAGCUCUGCGUGUAUUACAGAAUAGUUCUUGGGGUCCUGAUCCAGGAACUGAGGUCUACAGAGCAAUGGAUAGAAAGGUUGUGGUCAGCAAAGGAGCAAAGAUCCGUUUUGGGCAGUUUGCUUCAACAUCUCUGAACAUUAUGGAGUCAGUCUCGACAUUUACAGAUGAGGAUACAACCAGUAACACACUGUUUAACAUCACUACCUCCCAUGGUGUUGCCAUCCAAAACUUUUCCUUUUUUCGUAGGGAAGAGGAAGUGCUCAUUCCACCUCAUGAGGUGUUUAACGUUACCAAAGUAGUCAAUUGGGAAGAUGAUUUAGGGUUAAAAGGUGUCAAUAUUGUCCUUUCUUCAACUGGUCAAAAACAAACUGAGGUAAAGCUACAGUCAGAUGGCCCUGGACAUCUUCGUGUGGUGAGGAUGCUAGAACCAGUAUCUCCAUGGUGGUUCUCCAUUUUAGCAAUUUUGUUGAUCCUGCUGUUCGCUGCUUGUGUCUUCUUUUUGAAGAAACAGAAAUACAUCUAAAUUGCUGGUUGAUCAGAAGCUGCAAUAUCUCAAUGAAGAGAGAUGAUGCACUCACACAGCAUGAGGAUGCCACCCAUGUUCCACUUAAGCAAAGCAAAUUCAGCAUCCAUUGACUCAUUUUCCAAUUUUAACUCCUUUCAUUGCAAAAUGUCAUGAUAAAUAUCAUUAAAAAUUAACAUAGGAUGCAAUCAAUUUAUUUGUGGCUUGAAGUAAAA